Molecule: messenger RNA, 472 nt
Organism: Thalassophryne amazonica
Lineage: Eukaryota; Metazoa; Chordata; Actinopteri; Batrachoidiformes; Batrachoididae
Exons: 3
Coding region: 107-367 (86 amino acids)
Biological process (GO): intracellular iron ion homeostasis
Cellular component (GO): nucleus; cytosol
Molecular function (GO): 2 iron, 2 sulfur cluster binding
Source: RefSeq, a predicted model, not a curated record
GCUUGGUGAGUGAAGUUUUCGACACACGCUCCAAACUGUCCACGGUGUGACUCGCGUGGAUUUGUGCCGUGAGCUGACGUGACGUCAGAACGGUGUCUUUGCAGACAUGCCAGGAACAGCUGAUCACAUCCGAGAGAAACUCAUCACGGCGCUGGAGGCUGCGCACGUGGAAGUGGAGGAUACGUCACCCAGCCACUGCGCCGCCAGCUUCAAAGUUACGAUCGUGUCGUCCCAGUUUGAAGGAAAAUCACUGUUAAACAGGCACAGGAUGGUGAACGCGUGUCUGGCGGAUGAGCUAAAGGACAUCCACGCCUUCGAGCAGAAGACGCUCACACCUGAAGAAUGGGACAAACGCAAGUCUCAGUGACGGACGUCCGCCGCACGCUGGUUAGCGUCAGCAUCAUGAGCUAAAGCAGCCUGUACUUCCUGUUUCAUACCGCUGAAAUAAAACUCUGGCAAACUGCACUUUGCU